Molecule: messenger RNA, 1720 nt
Organism: Parasteatoda tepidariorum (common house spider)
Lineage: Eukaryota; Metazoa; Arthropoda; Arachnida; Araneae; Theridiidae
Product: F-box only protein 9
Biological process (GO): SCF-dependent proteasomal ubiquitin-dependent protein catabolic process
Cellular component (GO): SCF ubiquitin ligase complex; cytoplasm
Molecular function (GO): protein binding
Source: RefSeq, a predicted model, not a curated record
CUAUAUCGGUCAUUCGAAAAUAGAUUAUAUAGUAUGAUUCCAACAUCUCCGAGAUAAACCUACUCAACUGAAUCAACGCUUUGGGUCUAUACAGUCUAAACAAUUUUUGAUUACGAUGAAAGGUAUUGAAAUUCUUUUAGCAGACGUAUUUAUUUUUGUUUACCAUUGCGUAACAUAAGCGUAGUGUAAACUGAAAUGGCGGCGGUGUCGAAUGCAUUACGUUAUAAUUGCUGCGUCAUUCGCUUUAAUUCUGACCGAGAAUUCGGUGUUUGAAUUCAUUAGAAUACUUGAAUAUGGAAAACUCAAACAGUAAUUCAGUAUCAACAUCUAGUGGGGUUGGAAGCCCUACUGGUGGUGGAACAGAAGGUGUUGAUGAAGCUCAAGAUGAAGAACCAUCUUCUUUGCACAGAUUUGCUCAAGUUGAAUCAGAGUUGGAAAAUUUUCGCAAACAGUGGAAGAGAGAGAUUGAAUUAUCACCUAAUAAUGACAAGUUUAACUCCACUUUUAACAAGAAAGCUACUGAUGCAGAAGAAAUCGAAGAGAAGGCAAAAUGUUUGUUUCUUCAUGGCAUUCGAGCUGAAAGACUUGGAAAAUUGCAGGAUGCAAUUGCAUUAUAUCGGCGAGCCAUUCAAUUAGUACCUGAUAUAGAAUUCAAAAUUGCUGAAACCAUGUAUGAUUCCGGUGAAGCUUUUAAUGAUUCUGAUGAGGAAAGUGAUUUAGAAGAAAAUUCAUCAGACAGUAGUGAUGAAUUUGAUAAUUUAAUAAAUAAGUUUCAAAAACUAGCAGCAAAUGAUGGAACUACAGAGAUUUGCCAAAAUAAGUUGGAACAAGUGAUGAGUCACAUAUCAUGUUUGCCUCCUGAAAUCUUUAUCUAUAUCUUAAAGUGGGUUGUUAGUCAAGAUCUUGAUGUAGUAUCUUUGGAGCAAAUAUCAAAGGUUUGUCGUGGUUUCUACAUUUGUGCAAGAGAUCCUGAGAUAUGGAGAUUAAUUUGUUUAAGGAUAUGGGGUGUCAAUGUAGAUCCUCCUAAUCGUUAUGGCUCAUGGAGAAAUAUGUUCAUUCAAAAACCUCAUGUUCUUUUUAAUGGUGUAUACAUUAGCAAAACGACAUAUAUAAGAUAUGGAGAAUCUUCGUUUCAAGACUCUAAUUACAGGCCUUAUUAUUUAGUGGAAUAUUUUAGAUAUCUACGUUUCUUUCCUGAUGGUGUCGUACUCAUGCUGACUACUCCAGAUGACCCUUAUCAAUCUGUUUAUAAACUUCGCCUUCAAAAGCAUAAACAUAUUAACGUCAUGAGUGGUCGAUAUAAACUUGUGGGAAACACUAUAAUGGCAGUAGUUAAGAAACCUAAAGUUGAAAUUUCAACAUCUUCAAAUUACUACCAUCAUCGACGCCAAAGGCAGGCUAAUCUCCAGGAAGCCAAAGAGCAGACUUUUCAUAUGGAACUUGAAUUGAAUAAUUACAAAAGAAGAAUAAACCAUCAGCUUUCUUGGACUUGUUACUCCAUACAUAUGAUUUAUCGGAAUGGUGAAGAAACAGUUUCUAACUUUGAUAUUGUGCCAUCUAACUUUCCACCUUUUUGGUUUUCUCGAGUAAAAAGCUUCACAACUGAAUCAGAAAAUCUUUUAAUAUAGCUCUAAAGCAAUGUGAUGUUGUAGAUACAAAAAAUUAUAUUAAAUAUUUUUAUUGCUUCCUUGUAAAUAAAAUUGAGAAAUUUAUAUGAUAA